Molecule: messenger RNA, 1026 nt
Organism: Cryptomeria japonica (Japanese cedar)
Lineage: Eukaryota; Viridiplantae; Streptophyta; Pinopsida; Cupressales; Cupressaceae
Product: riboflavin biosynthesis protein PYRR, chloroplastic
Exons: 1
Coding region: 1-1026 (341 amino acids)
Biological process (GO): riboflavin biosynthetic process
Molecular function (GO): 5-amino-6-(5-phosphoribosylamino)uracil reductase activity
Source: RefSeq, a predicted model, not a curated record
AUGGCGAUGCCAUUUGGGAUCGGCGCCUCUUGGACAACGGUCACAGACACAGAUCACAUGCUCAGAGCGGCAGCCAUUGCAGACAAAUCGGCAGUCACAACUGCACCGCACCCGAAUUCCGGCUGCGUAAUAGCACGGGGCCCUAAAAUCAUAUCUGAAGCUUUUCUGCGCGCCCGAGGGGAAAAGAGCGCGGAAAUACAGGCCGUGGAGAAGGCCCGAGGGUUAGCCAGGGGAGCAACGGCCUACUUGAAUUUGGAGCCAUUUGCAGACGACGCCAUGAGAGCGUUGCUCGAGGCAGGGCUCUCGAGAAUAGUGAUAGGAUUGGAAAAUCCAGUGGAAAACCUAAAAGGAAAAGCCCUAGAGAGCUUCAAAAGCGCCGGAUUGAAUGUUCAGGUGCUGGGUACGGGAUCCGGGGCGGAUAAUAGGUAUAUAAAAGAGGCCGUUGAAGCGUGCCGAAAUGUGAACGCACCGUUGCUCCACACCGUUGCUCAUGGGAUCCCGUUGUCGGUGCUGCUGACGGCGGAGGGUGGUCACAUGGGUGCGGAGCGGUUGGCAGAGUUGCGGUGUCGGUGUAAUGGUGUUGUGCUUUGGGGGAACGGUGCGCUGCGGGUUGCGUAUGACUUGAUGGUGGGUCAAAUGCGAAUUGGGCACUUGCCUGUGCGGAUCGUGGUUUUAAAGGAGUUGGAUUUUGUGGAGGAUGAUUCGUGGCUAUGGGACGUGUCUGUGUGUCGGACGAUCGUUGCUACUUGUCGAGGCUCGCGAGCGGAGUUUCGGAAGAGGUUGGGCUCUAGAGGCGUGGAGGUGGUGGAGUUGGAGGAGCUCACCCCUAGAGCUCUCAUGGAGUAUUGUUAUCGGCAACUUGGUUUUAUGUCUGUGCUUUGGGAAUGUGGUGGGGAGUUUGCUGCAUCAGCAAUUUUGGGUGGGGUGAUUCAUGAGGUUCUUACACUUGGGGGAGAAAGAAAGCUCAUUUCAACAUUUCGGGAGGCGGGGGAUGAUGUGCUUCUCAAUGCUAGGGACCAUUCUUAA